Molecule: messenger RNA, 3348 nt
Organism: Camponotus floridanus (Florida carpenter ant)
Lineage: Eukaryota; Metazoa; Arthropoda; Insecta; Hymenoptera; Formicidae
Exons: 16
Coding region: 67-3318 (1083 amino acids)
Source: RefSeq, a predicted model, not a curated record
AUCAGUGUAAGCCAACAGACCGACUUAUCAACAUUCUUUUCCCGUCAUUCUUCUAUUGUAUUCCUUAUGGAGAGAGUGAAAGUUUAUGUACGUGAUGGCAAGUUGAUUGGUAUUGUCGAAAAAGGUAUUUAUGGUAGUCAUUAUAUUGCCUUCCGUGGAAUACCGUAUGCAAAACCUCCGAUUGGUGAACUCAGAUUUAAGGAUCCUGUACCGCCAGAACCAUGGUCCGGCAGCAGAGAUGCUUCAAAAUACGGAAAUGUCGCAGUUCAAAUAAAUAAAAACAAAAUUAUAGGCGACGAAGACUGUCUUUAUUUAAAUAUAUUUACCACAGAUAUUAAGUCUUUGGAAAAACGCCCUGUCAUGAUAUGGAUACAUGGUGGUGGUUUUACUAACGGUUCCGGUGGUUCAUCUAUGCAUGGUCCCGAUUACAUUGUUGAUAAAAAUAUAGUAUUGGUUACCCUAAAUUACAGAUUAGGUGUUCUAGGUUUCCUGAAUUUAUAUGAUGAAGUAGCAACAGGUAAUCAAGGUCUGAAGGAUGUGAUCAUGGCAUUAAAAUGGAUUCAGAAAAAUAUAACAGAGUUUGGUGGAGAUUCAGGAAAUGUUACUAUUUUCGGCGGAAGCGCCGGUGCAGCCAUAGUACAUUAUUUGACUUUAUCUCCAUUAAGCGAAGGUUUAUUUCAUAAAGCGAUAUCGCAAAGUGGCACUGCUAUAUGUCCGUGGGCCUUUACCGAACCGGAAUCUUGUUCAACGAAUAAAGGCUUCUUGCUUGCCAAGAAACUCGGAAAAGUGACCGAAGAUCCGAAAGUUGCUUAUGAAUUUCUCAAAACGAUCGACGCGAAAAAACUCAUAGAGAGUGAACAAUUUCUCAAAACAGAAGCAGAGCGUCUACAAAUUUUAUUGAUUUUUACACCUAGUCUAGAUCAUGAAUCAUCAAAUCCAUUCUUCCCGGAAGAUCUAACAACGCUUAUACAUCGUGGUGUUAAAGUGCCAUAUCUUCUGGGUUUUACAAGUUGCGAAGGAAUUUUUUUUUUACGCAGUAGUUACAGACAUAUAACUAAAGAGACUCUCAGCCAAGUAGAUUCUGACUUCAAAUUGGCAAUAUAUCCCAGAGUUUUAACUACACUGCCAAAGAUACCAAUCACAUUAUGUCAAUUACGAUCUUUAUAUUUUGGCGACAAAAAUAUUUCAGAGGAAACAUUGGCUAAUUAUAUUAAUUUAGUCGGCGAUACAAUGCUUCUUCGCGAUACUAUGCAAGCAGCGGAUAUUCAAAUGAAUAAUGAUAAUUCUGGAAAUACAUAUUUAUAUCAAUUUUCAUACGACAGCGAAACUUCACUCAUGAGGAAAAUUCUCAAUGUUGAUUUUCCAGGUGUAUCUCAUGGCGAAGAAAUCGGUUACUUGUUUUAUCCUGAUAUAAUAAAAGAAUUGGGUUUAUCAGUACCCGCACCUGAUUCGGAGGAUUAUAAGAUGAUAAAUCGUUUAACGCAGAUGUGGACAGAUUUUGCUAAAACAGGGAAUCCAACACCCGCGAUUACGGAUUUAACUCCAAUUAAGUGGACACCGUUAAAACAUGCUGGAAAUGUGUACGAUUAUUUAGACAUUAAUACUGAACCUCGGAUGAAAACCCUCCAUAGAGGAGAGCAGCGAUGGGAUUGGGAGAAUAUGAAAUACUCAACGUUUCUUUUCCGUUCUUUUCCUUCUAGCGUAUUCAUCAUGGACAGGGUGGAAGUUUGUAUACGUGAUGGCAAGUUGAUUGGUAUUGUCGAAAAAGGUAUUUAUGGUGGCCAUUAUAUUGCCUUCCGUGGAAUACCAUAUGCAAAACCUCCGGUUGGUGAACUCAGAUUUAAGGAUCCUGUACCGCCAGAACCAUGGUCCGGUAGCAGAGAUGCUUCAAAGUAUGGAAAUGUUGCAGUUCAAAUAAAUGAUAUCAAAAACAAAAUUAUAGGCGACGAAGACUGUCUUUAUUUAAAUGUAUUUACCACAGAUAUUAUGUCUUUGGAAAAACGCCCUGUGAUGGUAUGGAUACAUGGCGGUAAAUUUUCUAUUGGUUCCGGUGAUUCAUCUUUUCAUGGACCCGAUUAUAUUGUUGAAAAGGACGUAGUAUUGGUUACCCUAAAUUACAGAUUAGGUGUUCUAGGUUUUCUGAAUCUAUAUAAUAAAGUAGCGACAGGCAAUCAAGGUCUGAAGGAUGUGAUCUUGGCAUUACAAUGGGUGCAGAAAAAUAUAUCAGAGUUUGGUGGAGAUUCGGGAAAUGUUACCAUUUUUGGCGAAAGCGCUGGUGGAGUUAUAGUACAUUAUUUGACUUUAUUUUCAUUAAGCGAAGGUUUAUUUCAUAAAGCGAUAUCGCAAAGUGGCACUGUUACAUGUCCGUGGGCCCUUACCGAACCAGAAUCUUAUUCAACGAAUAGAGGCUUCUUGCUCGCCAAAAAACUCGGAAAAGUGACCGAAGAUCCGAAGGACGUCUACGAAUUUCUCAAAACUAUCGACGCGAAAAAACUUAUAGAGACUGAAAAGUUUCUCGUGACAAAAAAAGAGCGUCGACAAUAUUUCCUGAUUUUUACACCUACUCUGGAUCACGAAUCAUCAAAUCCAGUUUUCCCGGAAGAUUUAGCAACACUUAUACAUCGUAGUGUUAAAGUGCCAUAUCUUCUGGGUUUUACAAGUUGCGAAGGAAGUAUUUUUUUAAAUGAUUACGAACUGAUAAAUAAGGAGGCUCUCAGCGACAUAGAUUGUGACUUCAAAUUGGCAAUAUAUCCCACAGUUUUAGCUACAUUGCCAAAGAUACCAAUUACAUUAUACCAAUUACGAUCUUUAUAUUUUGGUGACAAAAAAAUUUCAGAGGAAACAUUGGCUAAUUACAUUAAUUUAAUCAGCGAUAUAUUUAUUAUGCGUGGUAUUAUGCAAACAGUAGAUAUUCAGAUAAAUAAUGAUAAUUCUGGAAAGACAUAUCUGUAUCAAUUCUCAUACGAGAGCGAAAGCUCACUCAUGAAGAAAAUUCUCAAUAUUGACUUUCCAGGUGCGUGUCAUUGCGAAGAAUUGUGUUACCUGUUUUAUCCUGAUAUAAUAAAAGAAUUGGGUUUAUCAGUACCCGCGCCUGAUUCGGAGGAUUAUAAAAUGAUAAAUCGCUUAACACAGAUGUGGACAGAUUUUGCUAAAACAGGGAAUCCAACACCCGUGAUUACGGAUUUGACUCCAAUUAAGUGGACACCGUUAAAGCGCGCCGAAGAUGUGUACGAUUAUUUAGACAUUGAUGUCGAACCUCGAAUGAAAACUUUCCGUAAAGGAGAGCAGCGCUGGGACUGGAAAAAACGCGAAAAAUAGACAGUUACAUUCUACCCGUAAUAAUUUAUA